AAUGGAUCUUGAACUAUCCAUCUUAUUCACUUGUGAGGAAAAGAAUAUCAAGUUGAUUUACAACCCAGAAGUGUCACAUGUUAAUCUAGCUACAGUGAUUCUUUACGUGAGAGACCUCUUCGAAGAGAGUGCUAAGAUGUCACAGAAUGGAGAACAAGUCGGAGUCGAGGAUAUCUUGAAAAAUUUACACACCAAUAUUGAAGUCCACCCUACAUCCGGACUCACAGAUUCUAGUAGUUAUGAGGUCUGGAUAAACGCAAAGAAUCAAUUGGUCAAGAUCCAGACUGUUUGUAAUAUGUUCAAGCCUCCUGGGGAGGAUGAAGAGAAGGUGCAUGAAGUCAUAGAAUUCAACGUUGAUCUACUCCCUCAGGCUCUCCAGCAUCAAGUCGAUUCUCAAGAUCCUGUUGUUAGCAAGAAAUCCAAGACUAAAAUAUUCGAUUAUGGGUCUAGAAGUUAUUCCACCCAAAAUGAAGAAACAAAGGAAGAGGUUCUUGGAGAUGAAGAUGCUCCAACUUUUGGAGGAGCUGCUCUCAAGAGCAGAAAGGUUCCUGUGAAAGAUGGUGUGUCUCAGCACCAAUUCAUCAUUGAAAACAAAGCUGCUAAGGCUUUGGUCAAAGAUCCAAAUACGGUUUUUAUCACAUCAGCAGAAGUUAAAAAGCAUCGAAAGGCGAAUGACUGAUGGACAAUCUAUGACGGAAAGGUCUAUGACAUUACUUCCUACAUUGCUUCGCACCCUGGAGGUAAGAAAAUCCUUGCCGGAGCCGGCAAGGAUUGCACCAAGCUUUACAAUGACUACCACCCGUGGGUAAACAUAAAGUUCAUAUGUGGUAAGCUACAGAUUGGAGUUUUAAAGGAUUAGCUAUAUUUUCUAUAAAAACUCCAAGUUUU
This is a messenger RNA of Moneuplotes crassus, 888 nucleotides long. Lineage: Eukaryota; Ciliophora; Spirotrichea; Euplotida; Euplotidae. The record is from the annotation of a GenBank genome assembly.